This is a messenger RNA of Lolium rigidum, 753 nucleotides long. RefSeq lists its product as uncharacterized. NCBI's taxonomy places the organism in Eukaryota, Viridiplantae, Streptophyta, Magnoliopsida, Poales, Poaceae. The transcript is spliced from 2 exons. Bases 53 to 487 code for a protein of 144 amino acids. The record is from RefSeq and is a predicted model, not a curated record.
CAGUGCUGCUUACCUGAAGAAAGGCCAUCAUCGACAUCAAGUGUCAUAGUACAUGAAGAUGAAUCACAAUAGCAAUAUUGAAUCAGCUUUCAUACAUAUCCAUUUGCUUUUAGAGACGAAGGGGGAUUUUCUCAAUGGUUCGAUUUUCUGGCCUGCAGUCAAAGUGCUCCUGGAGGACCCUAAUAUUUUAGCGAACACCUAUGUCUAUGAACUUGUUAAAAACUUUGAUACUUCAAGUGAAGAACUGGCACUUUCACCUCAGAACAUUGUACAUAUAAGAAAUAAGGCACAUCAUUUGUUCCCUCUGCCUUCCGGUCAGUUCAUGUUCAAGCACCGCAAAGUCCGUACAACUACUAAGGAGAUGACUGCACUUAAGUGUCAGGUGAAGGAUAAAUACGAUUUGGAUCUACAGGAAUACGAAAGGAGAGAUACAACAGUUGUUGACUUGUGGUUGAAGAUUAUUGAUCAGGACUUAACUGAGGCAUAGUUAUAUAUUCUAUUCGCUAUUGCAUUUACAACCAGUGUUGUGUCUCCAUCCAGAAGGGUGAAUCUAAAGAUCUUGCCAGAUAUCAUUCCCUAUGAACGGAUACCGACACUAAACUGGCUUGCCUUUGCUGUUCAUGAACUUGUUUGUGGAGCAAAGACCGGCAACGGAUGUCUUUACAUACUGCACGUAAGUAACUUUUCUGUUUUGUACAUGAAUUUUUUUUCUCUUUUGUAAAUUGCAUAUGAAUGCUAUAAUAUGAUUUUGCA